GUGAAUUGCCAUGAAUCAAUCCAGCCUACUACCUUACUUACUGCAUGGUACUCAAUCCCUCCUUCAUCUUCAUCACGCUCAAUCUUCCACUACAGGAAAACAAGAUUCGUUCGAUUCUUUUCAUCAACAACAAAUCUUCAUAGAUUGAGGUUUUUCGCCUGGACACUGUCUCUCAACCAACCUUAUCGCCAGAUCCGCGCCCGACUUAUUAAAUUCAACAGGCACCAGCCCCUCGAAUCCCGCAUACACACACACCGACCGAUCAACAUGCCUCUCUUCAACGUCACUCUGAAAGAAAACGCUUCCCCCGAGGAAUUGACCAAGGCCAAGGACAAGGCCAAGGCGGACGGCGGCUCGAUCAAGCAUGAGUUCACUCUGAUCAAGGGCUUCACUGUCGAGUUCCCUGAUGACAAAGUCGGUGUCCUCCAGACCAACGAACACAUCCACGUCGAACAAGACGGCGAAGUCAAGACACAAUAGGGGGGUGCGGACGACUCUUGCUUUCAAACACUCGUCCUUUUUAUGAUCUUGCAACGAUAAGACAUCAAGGAAAUGAUGCUAGGAAAUGAUUGAUACAUGAACUCAGACAUGCGAAAUUGAGGGAGCGAAGAAACGUGGAGCUAGGACUGGAGCUGGGAAACACAUGGGCAAAGGCGUCUUGUGUCUUGCUCUUGCACAUCCGAGUCAUUUUUCUCUAGAAACUACAGCACAAAUCUCCAGACGGGGAAACUAGGCGCGCUCUAUUCCAAAGAAGAUCAUCUCUAAACGA
This is a messenger RNA of Exophiala oligosperma, 769 nucleotides long. RefSeq lists its product as uncharacterized. Gene Ontology annotation, molecular function: endopeptidase inhibitor activity. The record is from RefSeq and is a predicted model, not a curated record. The coding region runs from base 268 to 480 and encodes 70 amino acids. The transcript has 3 exons. Lineage: Eukaryota; Fungi; Ascomycota; Eurotiomycetes; Chaetothyriales; Herpotrichiellaceae. Gene Ontology annotation, biological process: vacuole fusion, non-autophagic.